AUGGAGAAUGGACCUCUGAAUCUACCCCUGAAAGACUACAGGAGGCCAGAGGAGAGUUGUGUGUCACGGCCAGAGGAGCUGCCCCCAGUGCUGACCUUGCUCCCAGACAACAUCCUUCAGGUUUUACGUCACCAGCUGCUUCAGUGCGUCCAAAAGGCUUCAGACGGUCUGGAGCCAGAGCAGCAGAACCUCGCUCUGCUCCUCCUCAAGUUCCUCAUCCUCGUGUGCAGGAAUUUGUCCAAUGUGGAGGAGAUCGGCACCUGCUCCUACAUCAAUCACAUUAUCAACAUGACCACCCUUUACAUUCAGCAGUUGAAAAGUAAGACCAAAGAGAAGGAAAUGGUGGACCAGAGCCAGGCUGAAGAGUUUGUCCGUCACGCUUUGGCUUUCUGUGAGAGUCUGUACGACCCAUAUCACAACUGGAGGCACCGGACCAGCGGGGAGCAGGUUGGGACGGUGGAGCGGAGCAGACAGAAGUACAAGGCAGCACCUCUCACUGUGGAGUUUGUUCCUUUCUUUUAUCAGUGCUUCCAGGAGAGUGAGCAUCUGAAGGAGAGUUUAAAGUGCUGUUUGCUUCACCUCUUUGGGGCCAUAGUAGCAGGAGAUCAG
Messenger RNA from Boleophthalmus pectinirostris (great blue-spotted mudskipper), 609 nucleotides. Its product is annotated as neurobeachin-like protein 1. NCBI's taxonomy places the organism in Eukaryota, Metazoa, Chordata, Actinopteri, Gobiiformes, Gobiidae. The transcript is spliced from 7 exons. The annotation marks the transcript as partial. The record is from RefSeq and is a predicted model, not a curated record.